AUGAACGAAAUCUCGACAGACCAGCUGUCUGGCGACGCGAUCAUGUACAUGAUCCAUCACAUUUUUCUUCCGUCUCAACUACCUCAGGAGGACGACACUAGCUCGCAAUAUGAGACCUUCAUGGUCGACAUCACUAUCAAAGCCCUCCGGAAAUUCAAGUCAUGUCACGCGGAGCACGAUACUGGCGCGAUUGACUCGGUCAUUAACAUGGUCAACAGCCUGAAAGCCAUCAGUGACACUUUCGAUACGGUAGGGACGGUCAAUGAAAAGAAGCUCUUCUCUGCGUUGGGGGAUUUGGCUCGCAAAGGUGGCAUCGUCCUGCUCCACAUCCGAGCCCAGAAUGCCGGCGUCAUGAUCAGCGAGGAGAAGGGCUCCAUCCAUAUAGAGGUGUUUGAGCUGUCUCCUCUCAACCGAGCGGUUCUCACUACAAAGGGUCGACUUCGGCGCUCUUUCCCAGGUUGUGCUCGCGCCCUGAGCAUCGACGUGUUUGGACGACACGAUUUUCAGGCCACAGUGGCCCAGACGCUUUCCAAAAUGAGCCAUCAGCCCGCUGUGGGAACCAAACCGCAAGUGAAAAAAGCCGGCUCCAAGCACGACGAGAAUCGAGACUCGACUCAUCCCAAGAUGGUCACGGAACUGUUUGUGGGAUUCCUGAGCGCGAUAGGCGAAGCUGUGAAAGUGACACCACUGUUCAAAAAUACCCGAGAGGAGGUCAUGUGGAGUGACGCCCUCCUUCCAUGGCGACGAUCCCCUCUCUGGAUGCUUCUUCGUGUCUCCAUGCAGCUGGUGUUCUCUCGAUGGCAAGACAUGCAUGAACUCCCGGCAGAGUAUUACAAGACCUUCAUGGUGUUUCUCAUGGGCGAAGUACUGCAACUCUCGCUCGGGCACAACAUUCCCUCCGAUCUGCUCUACGCCAUGAACGCUAAACUUGGUCGACGCCUCCUCAAGCUGGAUCCAUCCGUCCCCAGGGCUGGACUCCCCGUGGUUCACGGUGUGAUGCACCGGGCCGCCGGACUGAUUCGUACGAGGUGGAAGGAGAUACAAAAUCAAGCUUCUCCGUUCCAUGAUCUGUCGACUCUCGAGAGCCUAGACUUCGACCACGACGCCGUUGCCGGACUUGACAGUCUAGCAGAACUAGUCGACUCCCCGUCCAGUGGAGCUCCCGGUACCGCCGCGGCCUGCUUUCGUCCUACGUCUCUCUUGAUCAAAUUCCCACCGGAGGUGCUCCCAGCUUGUCCCCGCCCCUCAGGAGAGUAUGCAUGGUAUGAGCUCAAAGCUUUUGAGGCGUGGGUGGCGUCUGGAUUAUCUCGAUGGGGGAAGAGCCAUGAGGGUGACGACAGCACUUGCGCCAAAAUCAGUGCAUUGAUCGUGACUUACUAUCAAACAGCUUCUCCCCUUUAUGCUGGUGAUCCCGAGAGCCUUUCCGUGCUGCUUUUGACCGUUAUCGAACUUUGGAUUGUCUGCGAUAGGUCUGCGUUGCAUCUCUGUGGACUUCUCAAGGACUAUGAUCCUGGAAUCCCCCACGACAUGCUUCAGUCUCUGGUACUACCCUCAAAAUCCCAGAUGGAACGACUGCUCCGCGCCGAGGAUUACCUACGAGACCGUCGAACGCGCGCAGUUCACGCUUGUCCCUCUGUCUUUCGCCAUUAUGGUCGUGCAACCUGUUUCGGGGUGAGGUAUUUCGAUGUAUCCGCCGAGCAUCAACGUUUACGUCAAGACAUUGAACGGCAUGCCGCUCAGACCAAGCUUGAAAAGGUCAACGAGCUACGUCGAAAGAAGGAUGAAUACAACGCCCUGAUGAAACUUCACGAUCAAGCCAGCUGUCAAUUUAUUGACGUCAUCGUGGAUCAUGAAUAUGAUGUUCGGGAGCGACAACACAGUCGUGCCUGUAGGAAGUGCGACUACAGGUCUCGAGCCGCCAGCAUUGCUAUCCACGUCCACGAAUGGCCGUUACCGAACAACUCACUGGAAGCCAAAUCCACCGUCUUUGAGCUCAAGCUCCCCCCUUUCUUUGCUCAAUGGCGCGACACAGCAUUCUUUCUGCUCACGGAAGUCUUCAACGCCGAAUCCCAGGUCACCCACAGGCCCCGCGCGAAUCACCCUCUGCAGAGCUACCAAGGACUCUCGUCCUAUUUUACUGCGGCCUUCUCUGGACAGCGUCUUGUUCUCCUUUCUGAAGUCAAACCGCAUGGAGUCACUCAUCGUCGAGCCAGGCCAAUCGGCGUCACCGAUGAGAUUGAUAUCUGUGUCAACAAUGGCUUGUCUUAUCGAUACUAUGACGAUGCCCGGGGACAUUUUGUCGACGAUUUACAAGUGGGCCGUAUUUGUCAGUCAAUACUCCUGCGUACGGCGACAAGAAGGUUGGCAAGACUACCGGAAUGA
This is a messenger RNA of Exophiala oligosperma, 2382 nucleotides long. RefSeq lists its product as uncharacterized. The record is from RefSeq and is a predicted model, not a curated record. The transcript has 2 exons. Bases 1 to 2382 code for a protein of 793 amino acids. Lineage: Eukaryota; Fungi; Ascomycota; Eurotiomycetes; Chaetothyriales; Herpotrichiellaceae.